UAGGACCAAUACACAGCUUCGAGCUCACCAACUCCACCAUUUCUUGAUAUCGUCGGAAAGGUUCCGAAUACGAUUCCGAACCUAGCCACGCUCGGGCCAAUGACGAGGCUGGAUUGGGAUCAAAAGUGCCAUAGAUGAUGCCACAUCGCAACUUUCCUAUCAGCGAAUAAUCUGCACCGCAGUGCCUGCUUCGCUCUUCUUACACUCCUUUUGCAGUUGGCUUAUUGUGUCACUACAAAAGAUUCCAUUCAGGUCGCGCCUGGCUCGAUAGCUGGCGUGUAUCUCGCCUUCCUCUUUAACCCACUCGAUUCGACCUAACUCGGCGACACUCGUUUCUCAAGCUUCUCUGCCAUGGUGCGCUCGAAGCAGGCGUCGCCUAUGCGGCGCGCGCCUUCCGAUACAUUCAAACAGGCAAAUGGCACGCCACACAGGCUUAGUGAUGUUAUUGAAACCCUGGAGCAUGAGGUUGAACAGGCGGCUGAGCUGCAUGCUCGCAACCCCAAAGAGAUGGAGCGGAAGCAGGGAGGAUUGGUUGCGCUGGCAGUUUGCGUCGCUGGGAUCUAUGCGAGUUUCCUCUCCUGGGCCUUUCUCCAGGAACGAAUCACCACGACGACCUACGGACCUACGCACGCCCGCUUCACCUACUCCAUCUUCCUGAACACUAUACAGUCCGCUUUUGCCGCUCUGACGGGCUACAUCUACCUCGUCUCCUCCUCUCCACGCGAUCCCAAGACUGCGGCCCGCAAGAUCCCCUCCAUCUUCCCCUCCCGCGCCAUCCUCCUCCCUCUCAUCACCAUCGCCAUCACCCAAUCUCUCGCCAGCCCCUUUGGCUACGCCAGCCUAAAACACAUCGACUAUGUUACCUUCAUCCUCGCCAAGAGCUGCAAACUCCUCCCCGUCAUGUUUCUCCACAUCUCGCUCUUCCAGAAACGGUACCCACUGUACAAGUACAUGGUCAUCGGAUGCGUCACGCUGGGCGUCGCAAUCUUCACCCUGCACAACCCGUCGACGGCCAAGAAGGCGGCCAAAAAGGCCGGCGCCGCCAACGCAGACGCAUCCAAGGCGCUCGGCCUGUUCCUCCUUGGCAUCAACCUCCUGUUCGACGGCCUCACGAACACCGUCCAGGACCACAUCUUCACCACCUUCCGCGGCUUCACGGGCCCGCAGAUGAUGUGCGCCCAGAACAUCAUCAGCACGCUCCUAACCGUUGCCUAUCUCCUCCUCUCGCCGUACGUCGCAGGGACACCCCUGGGAUCCUGGAUCGGCCUACCCACGUCCUCCUCCGCCGGCGAACUCAGCGACGCUCUCGCCUUCGUCACCGCGCACCCGGCUGUGGGAUGGGACGUGCUCGCCUUCUCGGCGUGCGGCGCCGUGGGCCAGGUCUUCAUCUUCCACACGCUGGCGCACUUCAGCAGCUUGUUGCUCGUCACGGUGACGGUGACGCGGAAAAUGCUGACGAUGCUGAUGAGCGUGGUGCUGUUUGGGCACAAGGUGACGGGGAUGCAGUGGUUGGGGGUGGGGUUGGUGUUUGGAGGGAUUGGCGCCGAGGCGGUGUUUACGAGGGCGGAGAAGAAGGAGAAGGAGAGGCGGAGGAGGGAAGAAGGGGGGAAGAAGGAGCUUUAGGGGGAGUUUGUUUGAGGAAGGGUUGGUGGAGUUGCGCUGGGGGUUUUGGAUAUAUGGCGCUUGUUUUUCAUACUUCUUUCUCCUUUCACUUCAUUGGUAAAUGCUGAGUACUCGUAGACUGAGUAACUCCAGGCGUCACUUAUAUAUACAGCGAUAGAGGAUAUCCAGUAGAAGGAAGAAAUCGAAUACGGUUCUAACACACAUAUAUAUAUAUAUAUAUAUAUAUAUAUACCGAG
Messenger RNA from Westerdykella ornata, 1859 nucleotides. RefSeq names its product UDP-Glc/Gal endoplasmic reticulum nucleotide sugar transporter-like protein. Gene Ontology annotation, molecular function: UDP-glucose transmembrane transporter activity; UDP-galactose transmembrane transporter activity. Gene Ontology annotation, cellular component: Golgi membrane; endoplasmic reticulum membrane. Gene Ontology annotation, biological process: UDP-galactose transmembrane transport. Bases 352 to 1623 code for a protein of 423 amino acids. NCBI's taxonomy places the organism in Eukaryota, Fungi, Ascomycota, Dothideomycetes, Pleosporales, Sporormiaceae. The record is from RefSeq and is a predicted model, not a curated record. The transcript has 2 exons.